CACCUGUAGGAGCUACUCAACUCUCGUUCCCGAACUUAUAACAAAGACUAUCGGUUUACAAUUGCGCCAAUUGUGUCGCAGACACGCACCUCAAUUUUGCUUCAUACCAGGUAUUUUAAACCUGGCAUGAUUAUCGCCUCACGAGAAUGAAUACAAUUGGUUUCUUCUCGUCAAGUAAGCUGGUCUACUAUUCAGGAUGUCGUUGAUACAAGUUGAAGAUUUGGUGUCAUACCAAUUACGGACCAGCUACCUUAGCGAAAUUGCUGAUGGCGUUGGCGAGCGCCUCAUUACGAUCAACGAUAGUUUCCUUAACACUGCUCCUUUCAAAGCCGCUGGCUGGCGAUCAAACCCAUCACAUAUCAAGCGAACCCACUCGCCCCCGAUACCUACUGCUAUUGCCUCUGAAUACUUCCAGGCUGCCCCGAGAUCUACAGGCUUGACGCUCGAGGAUGAGGCCGAAGAAGGGGGCAUGCUGACCGGUGGCGGAGAUACAUUAGGACCGGGAAGCGCUCUCAAGCGACGCAGGGAAAGGCGCCGAGAGCAAAUGGAGGAAGAUGACAGUAGUGACCUGAGCGACGAGAGUGACGACGAUACGGAUCAGAGGGCUGCACAGCAGAUAAGAUUUGCAAAGAUGCCCCUCCGAAGUCGAGCUGGAUCCUCGCCUAUCCAAUCGUCCAAUCUGCGUCAAGCCACUAAUAUGUCAUCUCCACGUACUGCCCCGGUACCUCGACGAGGAUCGCAGCCUACUUUGGAGACCGUCAAGGAACGGCCGCGGCGGGAUACCGUCACCAGUAGCGAGAUCUCGUCCGACAACGAGUUUGAUGCUUCGGGUUAUCACAAAAAUAAGGAAGCCGCAAGAACGAGGGCAACAAGAUCACACUCUAGAACUACCCUAGAAUCUAGUCAAGGCAUCAGACAUCAUGAAAGUGACCUGCUUGCCGAAGAAGAUGAGAACUCUGAUAUGUCGGACACUUCCUCGGCGUUUGUCGAGAGUGUUGAUUCAACUUCUAUCCUGGAUACAGUUGAGAACCCAGCAGUUGGUACCUCUCCCGGCCAACAGGUGGUCGGCAACGUGCCGAAACAACUACUACGACAGUCUACAAUCAGGAAGCCAGCGCCACCAGCGCAGCCACAGGUGCUUCAAGCUCUUCCACCCCCUCGACCUAUGAGUACUAUUAGGCCUCUAAGCAUGGCUCCACCUCGUAGCCUUCUCUCAGAUGCCUUCAAGGCGAAAAAUAAGAAGCCAGCUAUGCCUUUUGAUGCGUUCGCAUCCCUGUCAGGCCAAGGAGACCCUGAUCCUCUUAGGAUACGAAUCUAUGCCCCGUUCUCCGAAGAUCCAGAGACACCUUUUGAAGUCCCUAUAAGACGCAAUAUCCAGGAGGCGGAUGGAACAUUCAGACCAGUGACCGUUGCCGAGUUAAUUGGCCUGAGUCUAUGGAGGUAUCAUGCUGAAAAGCUCCAACCUCCAGUUCCUGCCGAUAAGCUGAACGUGAAUUGGUGGACUUUACGAAUGGUCGAAGAAGGUGGCGAGGUUGACGACGAUUUCGAGCCAUUAGAUCGUAAAAAGCCUGUGAAUUCGUUCACUACGGCAAACAAUAGAGCAGCGAGAUCGCGAUCGGCUUCCAAAGCCUAUGAUGAAUUUGCCCUAGUGCAAGCUUCAGAGGCCGGCUUCGCGGAUAAUCAAGCCCAAACACCACAGUACGAACAACAAGAUGUAGCAGAGGCCGUGAAUAACGAAGAAGCAACCCCAAAAAGUACGCCUCAGCCACAGGUUUCCCCUCUAGCGGCAACGCAUCCUCGGUCGAAUCCCAUUAUUACUACAACCUACCGGGUGGACACGCCCCUAGCUGAUAAGCCGCCGCCUCAAGCCUCCGCCCCGGCUACGAGUAGAGGACAACAUAAGCUCCUAAAAGUGCACAUUCUAUCAUCCAAUAUCGCUCCGGGGCAAAUGGUAACCCUUGAUGUUACUACGGAUAUGUAUCUUGCUGAAGUUCUUGAUCUAGUUUGCCGUAAGAGGCAACUGGAUAAGAACACUCACGUGCUCAAACUCCCCGACUCUGGAGCUGUAGUUCUCGUAGACCGUACUGUUUCAUCCAUCGGCAAUGUUGAGGACCUGGAACUUCAUCGUCGUCGAUUUGCAACAGAUGGUCCGCUAACGAUUGGAUCCCCUAGCAGUCCUUCUCCUAAGCCGCAUGUAUGGAACGAGCAACCCCUGAAGGGAAAAAAGAAGCUCAUGACGCCACACCCUCUUGCCCAAGAGAACAUAAUGCAAGACGAAGCCGGCAGCGGUGACGUCAAGUACAAGAAAUACACGGUUUGGCGCAAACAGACGAUGAGAUUUGUUGGUAUGAACGAGCGGAUCCUCGUGAUCGAUGGCGAGUACGUAUACAUACAACCAUCAUCCGGAGGGAAGGCAAUACGUGAAGGAGGAAAGACCACAACGGUUCACUUCAGCAACGUGGUCGGAUGCAGUGUUUCACGUCGCCAUCCGACCAAUUUUAAACUCCUCGUAUACAAAGCCACAGAGAGCAAGAGGUAUGAUUUCGAAGCCAGGAGUGCUCAAGAGGCAGCAGAGAUCGUACGUGAACUUAAGAAGGGAAUUUCUCCCUAUAACAGGGACAUUUAGGAAAUGCCUUAGGGGGAAAUGCCUCGAGUCCGGACAUCCAAGCCUACCUAGGUAGCCAGAGCAAGUGGCUCUGCCGGUAAGUUUUUAAGUUGAGCUCGUGGUGAUUCAAGAGCAUAUCUGUCUCUUCCAGUAUAUUGGAUAUAUGUCUUGACAAGAUACCGUCCAUUACCUAUGCACCAACUAUUUGUAACUCUAUUCUAGCUCCGUGGAGCUCUGGCCCAUGUUAGUCUAAGGGGUCUAAGGCUAAGUAGUCUGUGGCGGACUGCUCGUCACACAAUACACAGACUUGAAGAACAGCAAUGAAAUCUUUCAUCUUGCUGAGCACAUAUUUAACCAUCAACAUGUGCUCCUGGAUCUUCCUAGCCCUGUAGGAAUAGCAUGCUUCUUUACCAAGCUAGAUUCUUAGAAUAGGUACCUAGCCUACUUAGGUAGGCAAAGAAAUCAUGUAAUCUGUUCGAUG
Molecule: messenger RNA, 3086 nt
Organism: Daldinia loculata
Lineage: Eukaryota; Fungi; Ascomycota; Sordariomycetes; Xylariales; Hypoxylaceae
Product: SIN1-domain-containing protein
Exons: 3
Coding region: 197-2626 (809 amino acids)
Biological process (GO): TORC2 signaling
Cellular component (GO): plasma membrane; TORC2 complex; cytoplasm
Molecular function (GO): phosphatidylinositol-4,5-bisphosphate binding
Source: RefSeq, a predicted model, not a curated record